AUGGCUGAGGCUACACCAGAUGUCAUGCCAUGCAACGGAUGCCACAAUCUCCGGAGUCCCCAUUUCGAAGCAGAAAUAUCCGUCAUACUAGCAUGUGCAGCCAGAUGCGACUCCUGCGCCCUCCUCAAGGAGAGCAUCGAAAAUUUUGUCGAUGUGAACAAGGUUCAGCGUGUCUCUGGCAUGAUCGACGGUCCGCUCUAUCUCUCGUUGACGAUGAAGCCCGGUGGCGUAGAUUUUGUCAUUGAACUCUUCACAAUAGAUGGCCAGCCGACAAGAUGGAAGAACAUCGGACGAGGCCGACUUCUUGACUUUAAAUACAGGGCUUUGCCGCUGAUACGCAGCUGGAUCAUUGAUUGCGAUACGAGGCUUCGCAUUACCGAGGAGGGCGAUGAAGACAGGUACUUCGCCCUCAGCUACUGCUGGGGUCGUUAUGAAGGUGUCACCACUACCACAGCCAACAUUUCGGAACACGAGCAGAGGAUAAUCUUUGGCAAAACGGAACGGUUGUUCAAGGAAGUCGCGGAGAUAACAAGAAGGCUAGGUGUCAGGUAUCUCUGGAUUGACGCGCUGUGCAUCAUUCAAGAUGAUGAGGAGGACUGGGCUCGCGAGACCUCCCGGAUGAGGGAUAUAUACGGUAAUGCUGUAUUGACAAUUGCUGCCAAUACAGCGAAGGAUCCAUCCUGCUCACUGUUAGGAAGCUGCAAUAUACGCGCCUCGGCCCAUCAGACUCGGCUCAUUGCCACCCAAGGCCCUGCUGAGAUGACGCUCUCUGGUGUCUACGCCCGACGGCGAUCGCGCCUCCCUUCACACACUGACACGGCCCCGCAUUCAAGCGUCGGAAACCUCGUCGACCAGCUUGGGGCUCGAUCAUGGGCUCUUCAAGAAUCUAUUCUUCCCACACGAAUCCUUCACUUUUACAACGAGGAAAUCGUUUGGUCCUGCUUUUCCGUGCAGCGUUAUGAAUGCCGCAUCCUCAGCUCGGCCGCUGCCCCCCGCAACCCAUUUCGCAAACUACUCUCGGAGGAUGGAAAUCCCCAUCCGGCGUCACUACUGCAAGUCUGGACUAAAUCCGUCCAGGUUGUGACGCAAAGAAAGUUGACUGUCGCAACAGAUAGGUUGCCAGCGGUUUCGGGGCUGGCAAGGUUUGUGCGGGACCAUUUGGAUUCGGGAUAUCAAGCCGGCAUGUGGUGUGUCGACUUGCCCUAUUCUUUGCUCUGGAGGAGCGAUCACGAGGCUGCGCUGAAAAGGGGGGAGAUGAUUGAGAGGCUGCCAACGUUUCCCUACGCCCCAAGUUACUCGUGGGCUUCGGUCCUCGGCCCCGUCAAGUACAUUCCUCGCCAUUUGGAUCAGUUUUCGUACCGGAGGAGUGGGAAGGACGAGGUCAUACCUAUUCUGAGGGUUUCGGCGGGGACGGCAAAUCCUAUGACGGUGAAUGAGUUUGGACCGGCCGAGAAUUGCUUUGUUGCUGCUAUCGGACAGAUUUUGCCAGUGGAGUUUGAUGUCGAGGCCAAUACGUGGAAGCUGAUGGGCGGGUCCAAUGAUGAGGCAGGAGAUUUCGAAGCUGCUGUUGCCGCUUUUGGUGCUGCUCUCGAUGCUGAGAAUGUGCUUCCUCCGACUUUCAGUCCCGAGGGCGGAAUCGAGGCCGGGAUUGGGGCCGGGACUGGGGCCGCCGAAGCCGCCAGAGAGACGCAGGUUGGGGUAGUGGAACCAACCUUCAUUUUUGAUGUGCUAGAGGAGUCACCUGCCGUCAGUCCUGACGUGCUGGCUGGUGGGGAAAGUUACGCUCUCUUGAGGGCAGGGAGGUACAUCUGGAAGGGUACGUGGUCGACGGCGUCUACGGAGGUCGUGGCGAUUAUUCUUGUGAAACUCGGAACAUCCCCCGAAGGGUUGGGGGUAUAUGCGCGGAGGGGACUUGCGCUUCAUGCUUUUCAUGUGGAGAAGGAUUGGGGAUCGGUGCCCGUGGAAACAAUUCUAAUUUGUUAA
Scedosporium apiospermum is the source of this 1983-nucleotide messenger RNA. RefSeq lists its product as uncharacterized. The transcript is spliced from 4 exons. Lineage: Eukaryota; Fungi; Ascomycota; Sordariomycetes; Microascales; Microascaceae. The record is from RefSeq and is a predicted model, not a curated record. The coding region runs from base 1 to 1983 and encodes 660 amino acids.